Scutellospora calospora is the source of this 830-nucleotide messenger RNA. The record is from the annotation of a GenBank genome assembly. Lineage: Eukaryota; Fungi; Glomeromycota; Glomeromycetes; Diversisporales; Gigasporaceae.
AAUGGUCACUCUCACCCUCAUUAAUAGAAGAAGAGGAAGAAUACAUACCUCAAACACCACAUGAAACCUCUAGUUUGACUUCUACUUCCUAUGAACUUUAUAAAUUUGAAGGAUCUUUCAGAAGUAGUAGUACAGAGUAUUUAACGCAGCAUCUUCAUAAUAAAUAUCAAAUUACUACAAGAAAUUAUAAAGAUUUUCUUAAUUCUGAAAAACAACCAAAAGUAAAAGUUAAUCAAAUCACAAAUUAUAUAAAUACACUUUCACCUAAACGACAAAAAGAAUUUACAAAAUAUGUUGUAGAGUUUAUUAUACGUUGGAAUUCAUCUUAUUUGGCUUGGAAAAGAAUUUUAGAGUUGUAUCCAGCAAUGCAUAUGUUAGCUGCAUCAUUGCAAAGUAAAUUAGAUUCUGUUUCAAAAAAAAAAGCCGAAAAACUCGAUCAACUGUGUUUGACUUCUGAUGAAAAAAAAGAAAAACUGGAUGAUUCAAAUACAGUAAAGUAUUUACUCCCCACAAACUGUGAUGGACUUUUAGAAAAAAUAUGUGCUGUAAUUUAUUUGUCUCUCGAUGAAUUAUGGGACAUUCCUGCUGAAAUUGGAUUAAAGGCAUCACAAGUUCAUGCAGAAUUAUUAGCAUUAAAAGCAAAACUAGUUAGCCAAAAUUAUAGUAAUGCAGAAAGUGUAUCAAGGACUAUAGAGGAGAAUUGCGAUUCUUUUAGUGCUGAGUUAUGGAGUUCGUAUUCGGCAACUACUUCACUUACAACAACUGAGGAUAAACUAGAAAGAUACUUAAGAGAGCAAAUUGCACAUAAACACCAAAACCCUUUAAUAUGA